AUGAAAGUGUUAGGUGUUCCAGGACCAGCCAGCGAGGGUUCCAGCCAGCCAGCAUUCCUACCAGUCAGCCAGUGUUCCGGCCACCGGCCAGUGUUCCGGCAAGCCAACCAAUGUUCCAGCCAGCCAGCCAGUGUUCCGGCCAGCCAACCAGUGUUCCGGCAAGCCAGCAAGCGUUCCGGCCAGCCAGCCAGCGUUCCGGCCAGCCAGCCAGCAUUUUGGCCAGCCAGCCAGAAUUCCGACCAGUCAGCCAGGGCUCCGGCCAGCCAACGUUCCGCUAGUGUUCCGGCCAGGCAGCCAGCGUUACCACCAGCCAGUGUUCCGGCCAGCCACCAGUGUUCCAGCCAGCCAGCCAGUGUUCCGGCCAGCCAGCAAGCGUUCCGUCCAUCCAGCCAGUGUUCUGCCCAGCCAGCCAGUGUACCGGCCAGCCAGACAGCGUUCCGGCCAGCUAGCCAGCGAUCCUGCCUAGCGGCCAGUGUUCCAGCCAGCCAGCCAGCAAGCGUUCCGGCCAGCAGCCAGCGUUCCAGCCAGCAAACCAGUGUUCCGGCCAGCCAGCCUGUGUACCGGCCAUCUAGCCAGCGUUCCAGCCAGCCAGCCAGUGUACCGGCCAUCCAGCCAGUGUUACGGCCAACCAACCAUGGUUUCUGCCCGCCAGCAAGCGUUCCAGCAGGCAGCCAGAGUUUCGGUCAGCCAGACAGCGUUCCGGCCAGCCAGCCAGUUUUCUGGCCAGCCAACCAGCGUUCCGGCCAGCCAGACAGAGUACCGGCCAUCCAGCCAGAGUACCGGCUAUCCAGCCAGCGUUCCGUCAGAAGCCAGUGUUCCGGCCAGGCAUCCAGUGCUCCGGCCAGUCAGCCAGCGAACCGGACAUCCACCCAGCGUUCUGGCCAGCCAGCGUUCAGGCCAGCCAGCGUUCAGGCCAACCAGAUAAUGUUCUGGCCAUCAAGCCAGCAUUCCCACCAGGCAGGAUUGCGGCAAGCCAGCCAGAAUCUGACAAAGCAGCCAGUAUUCCCGCCAGCCAGCCAGUAUUCCGGAAGGCCAGCCAGUGUUCUGGCCAUCCAGCCAGCUUCUGGCCAUCCUGCCCGCAUUCCGAGCAGUCAGGAAGGGUUCCAGCCCUCCAGUGUUCAGGAAGUUUUCCAGCCAACCAGAGAAUGUUCCGGCCAGCCAGCCAAUGUUCCGACCAACGAGCCAGCAUUCCGGCCAGCCAGCCAGCAUACUGGUCAUUCAGCCGGCGUCCCAGACAGCCAGCGUUCCGGCCGGCCACCCAGUGUUCCGGACAGGCAGCCAGUGUUUCAGCCAGCCAGCCAGCGUAUCGGCCAUCCAGCCAGCAUUCCGGCCAGGCAACCAGCGUUCUACCCAGCCAGCCCAUGUUCCGGCCAGCCAGCAAGUAUACCGGCCAGCUAG
Molecule: messenger RNA, 1398 nt
Organism: Schistocerca gregaria
Lineage: Eukaryota; Metazoa; Arthropoda; Insecta; Orthoptera; Acrididae
Product: mucin-1-like
Exons: 2
Coding region: 1-1398 (465 amino acids)
Source: RefSeq, a predicted model, not a curated record